AUGAGUGCAGCUCGUGAUUGGACAAUUGAUCAAGAGAUAAAACUCUUUAGUCUUGUAUGUGACUAUAAACCGGCUGGGCAGAAAAAGGACGAAAAUAUGGCCCAAAUAGUCGUGCAUAUCAAUGAAGGAGUUGAAGAUUCAGGGAAGUUUACCGCCGAUCAAAUAUGGUCCAAGCUAUCCCAGCAUUAUAACCUAGCUAAGGUUGAUGAGAUCGAAGAAGAAAGCGAAAGUGAAGAGGGCUCGGCUACUCCAUCCACAGAAGAAAGAUCUACGAGAAGAAAGACAAAUAGAUCAAGUGUUGAACCGAAUAACGGUGCGGAAAAGAUCCAACAUAGCAAAGAAAAGGAAGGUACAAUGAAUAAGAUAACAGGAGAGUCAAAAGAAGAAGUGGAGAAAGAAAGACACAACGCCAGAGAUGAAAAGCCAAGUAAGAAAGAAGAAAAGCCACCCAAGGAAGAGAAAUACGAGAAGCCAGAGAAAAGUGGGCUGGACGAAAAGUCUCGAGAGAAAUCUCGAGAGAAACCCAAGGAAGAAAAAUCGGCUAAGGACGACAUCAGUGACACUCUGGAACCAGGUGAUUACUCAUCUGAACUUAGUGAUGUAGAAGGUGAUGACGCGGAAUUAGCGAAACUAGAAGGGGACGAGCUCUUAUCAACCAAAAAGGAGAAAGGUGCUUCACGCGGUAAAGCGAAAGCAUUAAAAAAGCAAAACGACAGUGACACCGCUCUGCGUAAAAGAACAAGGUCGAUAGCAAAACUUGAUGCACCAGAGACAUUGCCACAGAAAAAGCGCCAUCUGCGUGCUAAUACUCCUCCCGCAACAUCAAAAAGAAGGACGCGAUCUGAAGUACAAGAGGAGGAACCUUCUGCUGCUAAAGAAGAACCCAAAGCUAGAAGAAGUACUCGCCAGGCUGUUAGGAGAAGUGGGCGGAAGAAAUGA
This is a messenger RNA of Clavispora lusitaniae ATCC 42720, 939 nucleotides long. RefSeq names its product Eaf7p (gene EAF7). Gene Ontology annotation, biological process: regulation of DNA-templated transcription. Gene Ontology annotation, cellular component: nucleus; H4/H2A histone acetyltransferase complex. The record is from RefSeq and is a predicted model, not a curated record. NCBI's taxonomy places the organism in Eukaryota, Fungi, Ascomycota, Pichiomycetes, Serinales, Metschnikowiaceae.